This is a messenger RNA of Esox lucius (northern pike), 3724 nucleotides long. RefSeq names its product SUMO specific peptidase 7 (gene senp7). The coding region runs from base 267 to 3413 and encodes 1048 amino acids. Lineage: Eukaryota; Metazoa; Chordata; Actinopteri; Esociformes; Esocidae. The record is from RefSeq and is a predicted model, not a curated record. Gene Ontology annotation, cellular component: cytoplasm; nucleus. The transcript is spliced from 23 exons. Gene Ontology annotation, molecular function: SUMO-specific endopeptidase activity. Gene Ontology annotation, biological process: protein desumoylation.
ACAACCGGAUAUUCUUGUGAAUCAGGAAGAACUUGAAAACAUCGGCAAUCAGAGCCAACAACGUGUAUUUAAGAAUUAAUGGACCAGUGAUUUGGAGAGUAACGUUGUAGUCGCUGUGUUUACGUCCCUUCUCCUCGCUAUUUGAUCACGUGUGUCUAUGUUGCGCUAACUCGCUUCAUUACCAAAAUUUGCUUGCUGUGUUGGUUGGUGGCUGGAGGCUCUGGAGAAACAGUGGCCAUCAAGCCCUGAAUGACCAAGGCUUGGUCAUGAUGGACCAUAGGAGAGCCCUAACUAUUUCACUAGCCGUUGACAAGGUGGAUAACUCAAAAGGAAGUCCACUCAAAAUUCCCAAGACCCUCCGUUCUUCAGAGACAGGAUGUGGGAAUGAAGAGUCACAGAUUCACUGGACCCAAAUUGCUGGAAACAGAAUCAAGCUCCAAGAUUCUUGUCAGCAUAAUGGAUCCAUCUCUUUGGAUCCUGGCCUGGUGGCAACAAACUGCAGGCAGUUUCAUUUGGUGCUCACAGAUGUUCUGAAGACGGAACAAGGACAGGCCUACCUAGACAGGAAGAGGCGUAGCCAGAUGGCAGGAAAUGGAGAAAGGAGGAGAGAAUCCCGUCUGGGGACUGGACAAAGGAGGAUUCCUCAGAGCAGCAAAGAGGCCAAGGAGGAUGGUUCUACACCCGUCUCCACCCGCAGGGAGAGGAGGUCCCAUCACACGAAGAGGUCUGAGGAUGAAGCAGAGAAGGAACUGAUAAUAGGAGAGGAGACCAGUGACCACCUGAGAUCCAGUGAAGAUGUUGUUAUUUCCCAGAGACGUAGGUCCGAGCUGACCUUCACUAAGGCCGACUGGCACCAGGAGAAGCCUUACCCACUAUUCACACGGACCAGGAAGUCCAAUUCAGAUUCAUGUGAAUCCACACACGCUGAGAGGGAGGAUCGGGGGCAGGAGCUGGGGUUCUUCUGUAAUGGAUGGAUGAAGGAUGGAUUAUCGGAGGGCCUGACCACAGCCACUACCAGGAACCCCAGAGGGAGUGUGCUGCGCCUGUCCAGGGAGUCCCCAGAUGACGGAGGACAGUUCUCAAAACGCCUCCGUCAGGAGGGGGCGGGGCACAGAGACAGUGUAGCGUCCGUGGAGGUGGAGCCGGUUGACGUUGAUGAGACAUUGAUGGUAGUCUCUGUUGGGGAGGACGGGGACAUUGGUGGGAGGGAGAGGGGAGGAACCAUCCAGUUGAACCUCUGCUCCUCCGGCCGGGAAACGAGCAAACUCAGCCCUGCUGAACCCAUUGUUCUCUCCAGUGAUGAGGAGGAGGUCGUGAACCCGAUCCGCAGUUCAGUCCUACGGCCACAGAGUGGCGCUAGUGAGUGUGAUCCCCAGAGAAGCCAUGCCCAGGAAGAAAACAUGGAGGCAGAGAGGGACUCUCAGGUGGUACCAGUGAUGGUGACAGGGUUUGGAGUGGCCCAGUUCUCCAGCUCAGAGGACUCCCAGAUGGGCUUGUCUUUCUCCAACCUGCACUGUGGAGGCAUCUGGAGAGAGUCUGGUGGGAACCUCAGUAUCACAAACCAAAGAAUCAUCCUACCAGUUAAAGAGCCCAGGAGCCAGGUGGAGGUGCUGGUGACAGUUGAGCGUUGUCAGCUGUGGAGGUACAGCAUCUGGGACAAGGAGGAUCUCCAGGAGAGAGGACUGGGGUGGGAGUCGGAGGUUGGGGGGGCUCCUUGUGCCUUCCUCCUGCUGUACGUCUCUGAUGUCCAGGCGGUGGCUGUUCAGGAAGACCUGCAUGAGCCGUCAAUCAAACAGGCCUUAGACCCUCCCACUGGGCAGGCCAGCCCCUUCCUCCUGUUGACUCUGAGUGCCCCCCUGGAGGGGGUGGAGGGAGCCCUCCUCCGAUCCGUUCUCGACAUCAUCUGUCUCAACAACACCCCGCAUGUCAACGCCGCACGUCUCCGUGGCAACGCUCCCAUCAACGGGGCAGUGGACCUCCACAACCCCCUCCUGUCACUGGAUGACAGUCUGGUGCUGAUCAGAAGAACCGGACUGGACCCUCAGCUACUCUCCCUCCUGGGCCAGAACUGGGCUGGGACUGACCAGGACCAAGAACCUGGAGUAGAGGACCAAGACAAUACUGGGCCAGAGUUAGAAACUGUAGACAGGAUGGGGGAGUCACUAAUAUCUACAGAGACUGACCCACAGACCGACCCACAGACCGAGGAGGGGCACAUGGCGGCAGAGAUUCUACCCCUCCCUGAGGACAGUCCAUCCCAUCCCAGAGCUGUGUACACUGUGUGUCAUCGCAGAACCAAAGACUCCUACUUCGUGUCCCUGGGCCCCAGGCCGGGCUCAACCUGGACCCGCUACACACACCAGGGCCCCCCCCGCAGAUUGAUUCAGUUUCCUCCACCGCCUUCCAAAGGAGGGAUCACCGUGACAACAGAAGACCUGGAGUGCCUUGACAACGGCCAAUUCCUAAAUGAUGUCAUCAUCGACUUCUACCUCAAGUAUCUACUUCUGGAGAAGGCUCCAAAGAGCGUAGCUGAACGCUCUCACGUCUUCAGCAGCUUCUUCUAUAAGCAGCUCACGCGCAGAGACAACGCCAGCGAGGACAGCACCAGCAUCUCUGCUCAGCAGAGGCGACACCAGAGGGUGAAGAACUGGACACGACAUGUGGACAUCUUCAAGAAGGACUUCCUGUUUGUGCCUGUCAAUCAGGAGUCCCACUGGUAUCUGGUGGUUGUCUGCUUCCCUGGCCUGGAGGAGCCCCAGUGUGAGGCGUGGAGCAGCCCAACCUCGUUGAGGGGUACUGGGGGAGAGACGACAGGCGAGGCCAAGGCUGGAAAGGAGGCCUCUGGGUCCAAAACGCUAAAUGGCAUUAAUGAAUUAAUCCCUGAAUCAACAAGCAUGGAGAACCAGGACAAACUGACAGUUACAGUUAUGUCUGAUGGUGUUGUCCAGGGUGAAUCUGUCCUCCAAUCACCGCCUGCUCCUCUGAACUGCACUGUGAAGACCUGUCAGAGAGGCACUGUCACUAAAAGACCCUGUAUUAUAAUUAUGGACUCCCUCAAGUUCUCCCUCCAUGAGCGAGUCUUCAAACUACUACGGGAGUACCUCCAGUCUGAGUGGGACUUGCGUCGGGGUUCUGUACGGGAGUUCAGUCCAGAGCAGUUGAAAGGCUCCCACUGUCUGGUCCCCCUACAGGACAACAGCAGUGACUGUGGCCUCUACCUGCUUCAAUACGUUGAGAGCUUUCUUCAGGACCCUGUGGUGCACUUUGACCUCCCUCUGUGCUUAGAACGCUGGUUCCCACGACAACAGGUACGGAGGAAACGAGACGAGAUCAGGGACCUGGUGCUGCAUCUGUACAGACUCCAGAGGGGCAGCGUGGGUAAUAUAGGACACAUGGGAAAUGUAGUCAGUUAGCCACCACAUGGCUCGCCAAGUGACAUUCUGCUCAUGCUGAGCAACCAGGAAACGGACAGAUGUGAAAUGGAUGGAAAAAGUUUUUAGGAAGUCACUCCGUUUAGUUGUCAUGUGCUGGCAGGGUUGUUCAUAUUACACACUGUUGUGGUAUCACGUCAACCUCAAAAACGUUGCUAAUAUCACAUUUUGCAUUAAUUAUGUUAAGCUCCGUCCAUUGGGAGGGAUAUGAAGGACAUCUGUCAGUAGCUGUAGAGAUUCUGUAACACAGACUUUCUUUCUUUUUUUGAACAAGUGCAUUCAUGUUUUUGAAA